Messenger RNA from Drosophila hydei, 1426 nucleotides. RefSeq names its product autophagy-related protein 101 (gene Atg101). Gene Ontology annotation, cellular component: phagophore assembly site. Gene Ontology annotation, biological process: autophagosome assembly; autophagy. The record is from RefSeq and is a predicted model, not a curated record. The transcript has 3 exons. Lineage: Eukaryota; Metazoa; Arthropoda; Insecta; Diptera; Drosophilidae. Bases 588 to 1244 code for a protein of 218 amino acids.
AGUAACUAGUAACUUAUAUGUUAAUGCAAGACAAUAUAAAUGAAAGUAAACUAAAAAUUUGGUGUGCACACCAAAUGGGAAUUGAAGAACCAAUACUCUAAAAACGAUACAUUUAUUGCAGUGUUUUGCCUAUUCAAUAAACUAAAGCAAAACAGCAACAAUAAAAGUGGAUCUGUAUAUAUAACAAACCCUACUUAGGGGUGAAUGUUUCGAAAUUGACAUUGACUUUCUACUCAAGACUUGUAAUUAAUCAGGAUGUCAAGCAACAACUUUACGUUAAGUCGAUUAAUUUUGGUUUAAGCAAGUAAUACGACAUUGAAAUAUAUGAAUACAAUCUUUAAAGAACUUAGUUUGUAAGUGGAGGAAAGUAAAUCGGUUAUUAAAAUAUUGAAGGCUUUAACAAACGCAAUUAGAUAGCAAUCAAACUUAGAGUGGAAACAAAUAAUUAUAUAUGUAAACUUAAUUUAUGACAAAUUAUAUGAUCGUGUAUUUAUAAUACGGUAUUUAGAUUAAUACAUAAUCGCAGGGCCGGUAUACGAAUAUAUCUGCACAGUAAAGCCUCUUAAAUAUAAGAAACAAUUUUAACAAUGAAUGCACGUUCACAGAUAUUUGAUCUUACCAUGGAAGGUCGACAGGUGGAUGAAGCAGUGGCAAGCAUUUUUCAUACAGUACUUUUUCAUCGCUGUUCGGGUAAAUAUAUGUAUACAGGAGACUCGCAAUACUCUAUAGGUACCGUGGGUUAUUCCGAUGUAGAUUGUGACUUUAUUGACUUCACCUAUGUUUGUUGUACUUCGGAUAGCCUUGCGCGCAAAGUGAAAAGAGCAAUCAAUAUGUUUAGUGAAAAGUUGCGCUCAAGUGACAGUUGUGGCUCCGGUCAGAUAAGCUUAGAAUUUUUUCAGAAAAAAAAAAAUCGCUGGCUUUUUACACAGGAGUCUAUUCCCUGGGAAGUGUGGACAGUACAUCUGGAUUUAAUUAAACAUGAGAACGAGGAUGAUCGUCAGCUUUCCCGCGAAAAUGUAUCAGACUUACUCACAGAGAAGGUUAUAUACAUUACAGAACUAAUGAACCGUCAUGAUUAUGUACCAAAGACUCCAAGUCAAAAUGAGCUAGAUUUAAUUUUUGAUACAUCGUUUCCGGAUAUACAGCCUUAUUUGUUUAAAUUCGAUUUUUCGACCUCUGGAUCGACAGCCCCUUCAAUGGGAAAUGCAAUGAAAAAGAUAAUUAAAGAAACACUUGCGAUGUGACUGUCGCAAACCGUUAGUAAUAAUAUGCAACAUUAAUGUAUUUUUUCCUGCUCAACUGAAAUUUGAGACUUUAAACUGCACUGUAAGCCAAUGCUGAAAACUGUAGAUUAUUUCAAAACCACAAGUUAUAAUCAAUAACUUUGAAUUUAGCAUUGAGGCAAAUAUGGCAAAAUGAAUUAAUC